Molecule: messenger RNA, 3262 nt
Organism: Ilex paraguariensis (yerba mate)
Lineage: Eukaryota; Viridiplantae; Streptophyta; Magnoliopsida; Aquifoliales; Aquifoliaceae
Source: the annotation of a GenBank genome assembly
AGCAAACUGAAACCACGUAAAAAUCACAAGAUUUUCAAUGAAGCAAUAUAAAUCAGUAAUGCGGUGUUGCUUCCUUGCUGUUUAUACCCUCUGAACCUUUGUGUAAUUUUCCGAUGUGUAUAUAUGUUGAUAAGAAAACAGAUGCAUGUGGCUCCCGAUAAAAAUCAAUGACUGGAGGAGUUGCAUUAUUGUUUUGAAUUCCCCAUAACAAGUCCACUUUUAGGUGCAAAUAGCAUUGCUCAUGCAGAAAAUGUAAUCUUUUGAAAUCCCCAAAACAAAAUCAAUACAGUAUUGCAUUUUUGGUUCACUUUCAGGAAGAUGCAACCUCCGUAGAAUGGUAAACUACUGUCUGAGAAGAUAUUACAAUGUGUUCCUUCAUCUGAAAUCCUGUAGCAGAACUACUUACCUUCAAGCCAUCAGAUUUUCCUCCGUAUAUCCAGUUACUCACUCACACAACCCAGAUAUUUUAACCAGUAGACGUCGAACCCAAAGGCAUGAAUUGGCGAAACUCUUACAAUCACCCCCAAGAAACAACCCCGUCAUGUACUGCAAAACAAUUCAUGGUCAAAUUGUUGUAUCAGGUUUUGAAUCCAAUAUCUUUCUUGCCAACAUUCUCAUCUCCUCGUAUUCAAAAGUUGACUCUUUAGACGACGCACGUGUUAUGUUUGAUAGAAUGACUGAAAGGAACUUGAUAACUUGGUCUUCUGUUAUUGCUAUGUACACCCAACAUGGGUAUAAUGAAGAAGCAUUAGUGGUGUUUACGGAGUUUCGAAGGAGUUGUGACGAAAAUCCAAAUGAGUUUGUGUUGGCUAGUGUCAUUCGUGCAUGUACCCAGUUGGGUGGUGUUGAACAAGCCACCCAAUUGCAUGAUUUUGUUGUUAAGACUGGUUGUGAUCAAGAUGUCUAUGUGGGUACUUCUUUGAUUGAUUUUUAUUCGAAAAAUGGCGUUGUAGACGAAGCAAGACUGGUUUUUGAUGAGCUAUUGAUAAAAAGUGCGGUUACUUGGACUACCAUUAUUACGGGGUAUGUGAAAAGUGGAAAGGGUGAAAUUUCAUUGCAGUUGUUUAAGGAAAUGAGGGAGACUGAUGUUGUUCCUGAUAGAUAUGUGCUAUCCAGUGUUUUGAGCGCUUGUUCAAUGCUUGAGUUUCUUGAAGGAGGGAAGCAAAUUCAUGCUUAUGUGUUAAGGAGAGGAACCGAGAUGGAUGUUUCAGUGAGUAAUGUGCUCAUAGAUGUCUACUUAAAGUGUGGUAGAGUGAAAAAUGGACGAAAAGUGUUUAAUCAUAUGGUAGUUAAGAAUGCUAUUUCCUGGACCACAAUGAUUUCUGGGUACAUGCAGAACUCUUUUGAUUGGGAUGCCAUGGAAAUGUUUGCGGAAAUGAGCAGAUUGGGUUGGAAGCCAGACCCGUUUGCUUGCACUAGUGCUCUCACUUCGUGUGGUUCGCUUGAGGCUCUAAAACAGGGUAGACAAGUGCAUGCAUACACAAUUAAGGCCAAUCUUGACUCAGAUGAUUUUGUGAAAAAUGGUCUGAUUGAUAUGUACUCCAAAUGCAAUUCACUGACUGAUGCAAGGAAAGCUUUUGCCGAUAUGGUCGAUCAUGACGUGAUAUCCUACAAUGCAAUGAUUGAGGGAUAUUCAAGACAGGAAAAGCUGUCUGAAGCAUUGAAUCUUUUUCGUGAAAUGAGGCUUCAACCGGUCUCACCAAGCCUUUUGACAUUCGUCAGCCUUCUUGGUGUAUCCGCUUCAAUAUCUGCGUUAGAAUUGAACAAGCAAGUUCAUGGUCUCAUCAUAAAAUUUGGAUUCUCUAUGGAAAUUAUUGCUGGCAGUGCUGUAAUAGAUGUUUACUCGAAAUGUUCAUGUGUUGAGGAUGCAAGACUUGUAUUUGAGGAGAUGAACGAGAAGGAUAUUGUGGUUUGGAAUUCUAUGUUUUUUGGCUACACCCAACAAUCAAAAAAUGAGGAGGCUCUCGAGCUCUAUUUAGAAUUACAGCUUUCAAGACAAAAACCAAAUGGGUUUACUUUCGUUGCCCUAAUCACAGCAAGUAGUAACCUAGCAAGUCUACACCAUGGUCAGCAGUUCCAUUGCCAGCUCAUAGGGAAAGGUCUAGACUUCGAUCCAUUUGUCACAAAUGCACUAGUGGACAUGUAUGCCAAGUGUGGACGUGUAGAAGAGGCACACAAAAUGUUUAAUUCCACAGAUUGGAGAGAUGUUGUGUGUUGGAACUCGAUGAUCUCAACAUAUGCACAACAUGGAGAAGCCAAUGCAGCUCUUAAAAUGUUUGAAGAAAUGAUAAAGGAGGGAAUACAACCCAACUAUGUCACAUUUGUUGGCGUGCUCUCGGCAUGUGGCCAUGUCGGCCUUGUAGAAGAUGGAUUCUGUCACUUUGAUUCAAUGCCUAGGUUCGGGAUCGAACCAGGAACAGAGCAUUAUGCCUGCAUGGUUUCUCUUUUGGGCCGAUCCGGUAGAUUGUUUGAAGCAAAGGAGUUUAUUAAGAAAAUGCCAAUACAACCUGCUGCAAUAGUGUGGAGGAGCUUGCUCAGUGCAUGCAGAGAUGCUGGUAACGUUGAGCUGGGUAAAUAUGCUGCUGAAAUGGCAAUAUCAAUUGAUCCAAAGGACAGUGGGUCAUAUGUUUUACUUUCAAAUAUCUUUGCGUCUAAAGGUAUGUGGACCAAUGUUAAAAAGUUAAGGGAGAGAAUGGACUGCAAUGAGGUUGUUAAAGAAGCCGGGUGUAGUUGGGUCGAAAUGAAUAAGGAGGUGCAUGUGUUCAUUGCAAGAGAUAGAACUCAUCGGGAGGCUGAUUUGGUAUAUUCAGUUAUGGACAAUUUGAUUCAGCAUAUUAUGGCAAUGGGAUAUGUGCCUGAUGCUGCUACACUUUCGGUCAAUGAUUGAGGUGAAACAAGUUGUCAAUUUAUGAUCUAAAAGUCUUGUUUGUUGAUGUCAAUCCUUGAGAAUCUGAAUUCAACUGCUCAUCCAAGUGACCUUGGACUUGAAGUUUGCCAUCUAGAGAGCAUCCAAGUUUUGAUAUCUCCAUGAAGUAGCACACUAGUUAAAGUGGUGGCUCCGCCAUUUGGAUCUCCAGUGAUAGUUUCUGAUCAUAUUUCUGUGACCUUGUUGGUGAGGCAUCUAACCACCUGAGUUGCUGGAGCAAGGCAUCUGGUCAAAUGAUGCAGUGCACUGGUUUGGGGUUCAAGCGCGAAGCUCAAAUCCCAAGAGAGUAGGCAAGGAGCAUGAACUUGAGGAUGAAGAUGUUGUGCAGAUCAUCAA